Molecule: messenger RNA, 3148 nt
Organism: Cyprinodon tularosa
Lineage: Eukaryota; Metazoa; Chordata; Actinopteri; Cyprinodontiformes; Cyprinodontidae
Gene: myb
Product: v-myb avian myeloblastosis viral oncogene homolog
Exons: 15
Coding region: 136-1920 (594 amino acids)
Biological process (GO): regulation of DNA-templated transcription
Cellular component (GO): nucleus
Molecular function (GO): RNA polymerase II cis-regulatory region sequence-specific DNA binding; DNA-binding transcription factor activity, RNA polymerase II-specific
Source: RefSeq, a predicted model, not a curated record
GGGAGGAGCCCCACGCGUGUAGCAGUAGUUUAAAUUAAUGUCAGCCUGCCUGCUCACGGGGAGAACAAACACGGCGCGGAUAGCGAAAGUACACGCUGGGCGCAACCUGCUGCAAGCCGCUGGCUAUACCUUACAAUGACUCGGCGGCCGAAAAACAGUGUUUACAGUAGCGAGGAAGAUGAGGAAGAGACAGAUAUGUACGAACAUGACUAUGAUGGGACUCUUGCCAAAGUAGGGAAACGUCACCUUGGAAAAACUCGCUGGACUCGAGAGGAGGAUGAAAAGCUGAAAAAACUGGUCGAACUUCAUGGAUCAGAAGAUUGGAAACUAAUUGCAAGUCUUUUAACUAAUCGUACAGAUGUGCAGUGCCAGCACCGGUGGCAGAAGGUUCUCAACCCAGAACUAAUUAAAGGGCCCUGGACCAAAGAAGAGGACCAGAGGGUGAUCGAGCUGGUCCAGAAGUACGGGGCCAAACGCUGGUCAGUGAUUGCAAAGCACCUGAAGGGACGCAUCGGCAAGCAGUGCCGUGAGCGCUGGCACAACCACCUGAACCCAGAGGUCAAGAAGACUUCAUGGACCGAGGAGGAGGACCGGAUCAUCUACCAGGCACAUGAGAAGCUGGGAAACCGCUGGGCAGAAAUCGCCAAGCUGCUUCCUGGCAGGACUGACAACGCCAUAAAAAACCACUGGAACUCCACCAUGAGGCGAAAGGUUGAACAAGAGGGCUACCUUCAGAACACGUCGAAGAGCAGCAACUCUUCGCUGUCCAUGAACCACGGCUUUAUCAAGACCAAUCAUGUGAUGAACUAUCCCCAACACUCACCAAGCCAUGCACAGCUGCCUCCUGUGACCUACAACUACAUAUCUGAAACACACAGACUGCCCUUCCCAAUGGCUUUGCAUUUAAACAUCUUGAACAUUCCCCAGCCAGGGACCGCUGCUAUCCAAAGACACUAUGGUGACGAAGAUCCUGAGAAAGAGCAGAAAGUGAAAGAGAUCGAACGGCUGCUCAUGGCGACGGAGAACGAGCUGAAAAUCAAGCCAUCACUAUCAAUGAAUUUAAACUUUCCGGCUUGGACCACCCAGAGCUCUGUGAUCAGCAGCUCAGAUGAUGCGACGAUGAAUUUGUCGCACCUCCACACGGCCGCCCCGGCACUACCUCUCGACCAGAGCUGCCUACCUGAAGAAAGCGCCUCCUCAACACGAUCCAGCAGCACCAGUAGCAGCCAUCACAGCAGCCCCACAUUCUUAAACUCGGUCCCAGAUUUUAUGGAAUCUGUCAUCGAUUCUUUUCUCAGCCAGUCGAUGUGUCCAGAACACUCUGAUGACAGUCUAAGAAUGAGCAUGCCUGUGGACACCAAGCCUCUUAUCGACCACUCCAUCAAGCCACACAAAGAGACAGAACUAUUUCGAACUCCUAACAUCCGUCGAUCGAUCCUCGAGUCGAGCCCUCGUACACCCACUCCCUUCAGAUCAACUUUGGGCCUUCAUGGAUCUCUCAAACUACAGAGCACGACUCUGGAGCAGCAGAUGGUUGAGUCUAUUAAGCAGGAGCCGAUGGAGUGCGCCAUUGACCAGCCUCCUCUAAAGAAAAUUAAGCAAGAGGUGGAGUCCCCGUGCGAGCGGAGCCCCUGUAUGCAGUGGGAGGGUCAAGACCUCAACACUCAGCUCUUCUCUCCCAACGCCUCUGCACAGGAAGUCCCUUUAAGUCCACAUGACAUUCUUACCAGCUCAUUACUAAGUGAGGAUGGACACAAACCCUACCACCUCUCUCGCAGAGGCAUGAACAGCCCACUACAGCAGCAGCAGCUCUGUUCUUGGGAACCAGCAACCUGCGGAAAGACAGAGGAACACAUUCUGGCCUCUGAGCAGAACCACAAGUACAUCAACACUUACCCUACGAGGACGCUGGUGAUGUAGAUAAUGGAGAACGGGACAAAGCAAACACAAACGGGGGGGAAUGGAAAGAAAAUGCUGAUCUGGAAACGUCAACACUCCCUGCGCUGGACUUAGCGUUGCAGGUUUUUUAAUAUUUGUUGUGGUACAACAGUUGGGAGAGGCUUCUACGCCACUGGUGUUUUUACACUCAAACUUGUUGGGAUUCAACCAACCAAAGACUAAACACAUUAUUAUAAUUUUUUUUUAAGUACGAUUUGAGUUUUUUUAUUAUUGUCCCCUCUUUCUUGUCAGCUCUUUUUUUUUUUAAUCACUGUUGUAUUAUAAAUGGGAAAAGGUGACUAUGUUUGCGUUGGGCUGUAUUAUUGGUUCUGAAUUUUGAUAUUAAUAUAAAGAACAAGUUAAUUUAUUUGUUUGUUUGUUCCUGUUUGUUUUUUUUAUAUUUGUUCUGGAUUAUGACUUUGUAAUUGUUUAAUAAUCCAACAAUUGAACAGUGUUGUAAUUUUAAGUAUUUAAGCCCUGUUAGCAUUAUCAUAUAUCCAAAGGCAUGAUAAGAAUUUCCAAACUGACCUCUGAAUUUAACUCAUGGAACUAUUUCACCUUUUCUAAAAGGUGCAUGGGUCUGCAAAGGAUUUCAAGUGUUUGGUCAUAUAACGCUUAAGAACUGUUACGUUUGUUCUUAUAUUAUGGUUCAAAUCUGGCCAACUUUAGUAUUACCUGUUUAGCAUAAUGUGAUCUUUAUUUCACAAAAAAAAAAAAGUUUUCAUUUCAAAUUUAAAUGCAUUUCUGGCUUUACAUUGGGACAAAUGUGUGAACAAAUGAAUAUGUUUAUGGAAAGGGACAAAGAGUGACUACACUAUCCAUUUCAAAACCUGAAAUGAGCUUCACCGAGUAAGAGUAAAAACCAAGCUGCUCUUGACUUUUUGUAAAACAAAAGAAUUUAACACUGAUGUUUUUUAUAUCCUACUACAUAAAGAAAGCCCUCUAGAAACUUUUCUACCAGUUAAAAAUAAAACUUUUUAAUAAUUUUGUAAUGUUUUUGUAAAGUGUACUUCAUCAGCAUUUUGUUUUCAUACAAAGAUUUAAGUAGCCCUUGUCAAACACUUAACAGACGCUUUUUUUUUUAUACUCUUACGCCUUUUUUUGAUACUAGCUUUGGCCUUUUUUAUGAAAGCGUUUAUACAUGCCAAGUUUUCACGUUUUUAUACUUUUGUAUACUGCCAAGAAAAUAAAGUGUGCUGUUUUUAUGAAA